Aspergillus alliaceus is the source of this 1583-nucleotide messenger RNA. RefSeq lists its product as uncharacterized. Gene Ontology annotation, cellular component: NatA complex. Gene Ontology annotation, biological process: mitotic sister chromatid cohesion. The transcript has a single exon. The coding region runs from base 246 to 1382 and encodes 378 amino acids. Lineage: Eukaryota; Fungi; Ascomycota; Eurotiomycetes; Eurotiales; Aspergillaceae. The record is from RefSeq and is a predicted model, not a curated record.
GAGGUGUGAGAGAGGCUUCUGCGCUGGCCUUUCACUUGCUCAAGUCUCUCCGACCGGGCCCAUCUUAUCUUAUCUCAUCUCCGCGUUCUUGUCGCUGUUUUCGUCCAUCAUACGGACCGUACGACCUCCCCUCCUGUGACUACAAACCCUACUGGUCUUUUCCAGGAGAUAAAUAAGUGAUUAACGCGCAGAACGCACUGAAGCUUUACCAGGAUAGCACAUAUCUACGAUCCCUUCCACCUACUAUGGCAUACCAGUUCUUCGCAAAAGCGCAUCAGUCGAAAGCGCCGACUUCACCACUCUCCCCUCCACCCUCCUCGUCCUCCAACAACAGACACCCCAAAACUCCUAUACACCCUCCCUCGCUGGCAUAUACUCAUUCUACAGCUUCCGUCAACAUCGCAGACAGCGCUAAACCACCAACGGGCAAAGACUCCUCCCUCCAGCCCCCCGCAUACCCCCAUCCCAUCGCACCCGGGUACAAGACCCCGCACCCUCAUGUCACCAUAGAACCCGUUAGCACUGCUCACAUACCCUCUUUAACCCGGAUCACGGGCUUGCUGCUCCCAAUCCGCUACCCAAACUCCUUCUACACGGCGACCAUCACAGACCCCGUGAUCGCGUCAGUGUCCCGCGUGGCCAUCUACCACGAUCACCCGGUAGCCACGGCGCCACCAUCCACAUCCUACGCGCCCACGCCCACCUCUCCACUAGGCGCAACCACGGGUUCAGACAAGGUGAUUGGGGGAAUCCGGUGUCGACUGGAACGGCUCCCCCCGACCACCGCAGAGCUUCUCCAAGCCCAGAAAUCUCAUGCACACGGGCCGACAAAUCUCUACAUUCAGACUCUUCAUCUGCUUUCUCCAUAUCGAGGCUGCGGGAUUGCAGCUUCCCUGCUUAACUCGUUGCUCUUCUCUUCUGCUCCUUCUUGUUUGCCUGCUGGUGAGCGGUCUACUUACCGGGUUUCGGAACUAGUGAGACAUUACAACGUGCGCACUGUCACAGCGCAUGUGCAUGAGGCUAAUGAUGAGGGUCUGAAAUGGUAUAUUGCGCGCGGAUUCCAGGUGGAGGAUGAGCUUGUGGAGAAUUACUAUCGGCGGUUGAGGCCUUCCGGGGCAAGGAUUGUCAAGCUCGUUUUGCAAUGGAACGACGAUGCUAGGGAUCGCUCUGCCAAGGUCGAUGUCCAGUCUGAGUCGAGCCAGUCAGCAGAAGAUGGAAAGAAGAGCUCGGAGGAGGAUGAGGACUGGGAGAAGGUCGAAGCGGAGGACGGGGAAGACCAUGAAGAUCACGGUGUACAGACUUUUGCGGAUUCUAGACUUCUUGAGGUUGACGAUGGCGUGAAUAGGAAGCGGAAGGCCGAUUACGAACCUCAACGAGCGUGAGCUUACUCUGCCAUUUUAUUUUUGCGAUAUCUGAUGACCUUCGUUUGUUAUUAUCUCUGCUCAUCUGUUACGAUACCCUUCGAGUGUUGCGUCUUAGAUGUACAGCUCUCUUAUUCGAUUUCCUCUAUUUAUUUGCCUGCUUAGAAGUGUAUACAUUGCAUGUGUAUCGAUCUUGAAGUUGGUUUUCGAGAGACAUAAGAG